This is a messenger RNA of Exophiala dermatitidis NIH/UT8656, 2139 nucleotides long. RefSeq lists its product as uncharacterized. NCBI's taxonomy places the organism in Eukaryota, Fungi, Ascomycota, Eurotiomycetes, Chaetothyriales, Herpotrichiellaceae. The transcript has 2 exons. Gene Ontology annotation, molecular function: DNA-binding transcription factor activity, RNA polymerase II-specific; zinc ion binding; DNA binding. The coding region runs from base 1 to 2139 and encodes 712 amino acids. The record is from RefSeq and is a predicted model, not a curated record. Gene Ontology annotation, biological process: DNA-templated transcription; regulation of DNA-templated transcription.
AUGUCUUUGAAUUCGCAGAAACCCCGUACAUCUCACCCCAACCUGAAGCGACCUCGCCAGGAGCCUGUCUCUUGUCAGUUUUGCCGCUCCAAGAAGCUCAAAUGUGACCGCCAGCAACCUUGUUCGAACUGUGUGACCAGAGGUCUGCCAUGCGAUGGUCAUGGCCAGCCACCCCACAAAGUUCCUGCUCAGGUUGAAGGACAGAAUGAUUCUAUUCUGGCUCGGUUGAAGCGGCUGGAGGAAAUCGUUUUGGGCCCAUCGGCGACCAACUCGAUCGGCGUCAACCAGAUCCCACAGCUCUCUUCAGGCCUCCCUCAAUCCAGGCCGACGACAUCACCGGUCACUUGUGCCACUCCUGCAUCAGAGUACGAAGAGGCCGUGCACACUUUGGAAAAUCUGGGCACCAGGGAAGGGCCAUGGUGCCCUCCCAGUUACACCGGACCCGUGUUUCGCAUAGCGUCGACGCACCAUAUUGCCAGCACCUAUGGCUUUACGCAAGGCCGAGCUAAUCAGACGCGGCAAGAAUCACGGUACUAUUUUCUCCCGCCACGGGACGAGGCCAUCGUCUUCAUGGACUUUUAUGCUUCGAACGUUUCCGACCUACAACACGUCAUAUAUAUUCCACGUGCGCGUGCAAUAAUGGACUCAUUGUAUCAAAAUCUUGAACAAGGUCUCUCGGUGGCCCACAGCGACGCUGCACUAAUGCUAAGCAUCUUCUCAAGCUCCGCAGCCAUCCUGGCCAGUGAGGUCGAUGAGCUGCAAUAUAUCUUCAAGAAUGUCGAUCCUAACCAAGCAGCCAUGUUCUGGGCGGACUGUGCCAUCGAACUGGUGGAUUUCUCGCGUCGGACGGGUUCGCCGGGUUUGGAAGACAUCCAGACCUCCAUUAUCGUGGGCUUCUUGCUGUACCACAUGGAAGGAUUCACCGGGAGGUGCCGAUUUCUGUUUGUGGGAGCGAUCGGUAUUGCUCGAGACAUGGGCAUGCACAGACUUGAUGCACCAACCAGCCAACCUCCGCAAGCUUGGGACAGUGCGGUUGCUCUGGAAAUGGAGAUCAAGCGACGCGUCUGGUGGCACGUAGUUGCAACUGAUUGGCUGAUUUCGCUGAAUGGAGGCCCUCAAGAGGGUACAUACCUGGUACAUCCGCGACAGAUGAUUGUGAAUCUACCACGGAACGUCGAUGACGAACACCUGGCCUACGACGGUCCUCCCAUCGACAUGCCUUUAUCAGAGCCCACAGCAAUGUCAUAUUACCUGCAGCGAAUCAAGCUCGCCGAUAUUUGUCGAAGCAUCGUGGAUGUGAUGCCUCUGUCCACCCCGUUGGUAACACAGGUGGACUACCAGGAGAUCAUCGCCUUGGACCGUAGAUUCGAGGCCUUUUUCGAAAAUCUUCCUAUCUUUCUGAGAACGGACGAGAAGAGUCGGCUCGCAAGUGCGGAAAUCCUGCGUCGAUACCCUCAUAUGAGGAUACAGCGAUAUACGCUGUCCACGGUUGGACUCAUCCGAAGGUGUAAAUUACAUCAACCUUUCCUCAUUCGUCGCUCGGCACAAGGCAAUUACUCGUAUUCUCGGAACGUCUCUUUGCAGUGCGCACGAUCUGUCAUUGCCUUGAAGAACCUGUUGGAUUCCGAGGAUGGGGGGACCAUUGUUGGGGCCUGUGUCAAACCCGGGAUCGUGGCUUACCACAUCUUCAUGGCAACCAUCGUUCUGGUGAUGGACCUUUGUUUCAAUCGGGAUGAGGGCGAUGACGCCGCCAGGAAAGCCGAGGUCCGUGAGGCCUGUAACGCUUUGGAAGAGUGUCUAUCCAGAUCGUCAUCCGGGACGUCCUUCCAACUCAUAAACUCGCUUAUGGACACUUUGCGCAAGCACAAAGUCAGGCUACACAAUCUCUCUGGUGAGGUAACGCAGCGAGUGGCAGCUCAAGAAUCCAUGCCGGUAUUCCAUACUUCAGGGUUGAAAGAUGCAUUGCCGCUCGUCAAGCAAAGUUCUGAGCAGCCUGCCAACGCAUGGUUUCAGGAUACCACGCAAAACACCUUCUCCGAUUUUGACGAAAUCUGGAAAGAAUAUGUGGAGAAUGGGCCGAAUAUGGAUAUGCCAGACUGGGACAGUCUCUUCAACGACCUUGACGCGAGAGUGUGCUGA